Parnassius mnemosyne (clouded apollo) is the source of this 891-nucleotide messenger RNA. NCBI's taxonomy places the organism in Eukaryota, Metazoa, Arthropoda, Insecta, Lepidoptera, Papilionidae. The record is from the annotation of a GenBank genome assembly.
AUGGAAGAUUGUGAUCUUGGCCAAUACCGCGAUAUGAUAAUCGAAGGCGAUCUACCGCUCGACCUGCGCCCGCCGCCACGCCUCUACAUCCAGCACUACCUCCGCGACCAGGAGUACCCGCAGGACGACACCUACGUGUCCGUAGACGAGGACACUCCGGAACUGCCGCCGCCUUCCAGCGACUCUGAUAGAUACGACGCGUCCAGCCCGACAGACACAAAACCGAGUUCACCAAAGAAACCCAAGCAGAAGUCAUCGUCACAACUCAUCAAGCCACCCUAUUCCUAUAUAGCUUUAAUUACGAUGGCAAUACUUCAGUCUCCACACAAGAAGCUGACUCUUAGCGGUAUCUGUGAAUUCAUCAUGACACGCUUUCCUUACUACCGUGAAAAGUUUCCAGCCUGGCAGAACUCGAUCAGGCAUAACUUAAGUCUAAACGAUUGCUUCAUUAAAAUCCCUCGAGAGCCAGGGAAUCCCGGUAAAGGGAACUAUUGGACAUUGGAUCCCCUCGCGGAAGACAUGUUCGACAAUGGUAGUUUUUUACGACGUCGGAAGCGGUAUAAGAGACCGGCGCCGUCGCUGCAACACGCUCACGCCGUCGUCGCGAUGCUCGCGAGAGAAGCUUAUGCUCCUCUUUUGCCUUUACCUUGUUAUUUGCCGCCUACGCCGCUGUUAACACUGCCUCGUCCCCCGCCGGCGACUCUACGUCCAGUGCCCCUGCCACCAAGAGUUGCCGAAAUGACGGAACCUAGAGGGAAGAGAUCGCGAAACGGUUUCUCCAUUGAAUCUAUCAUUGGCAAUCAAGAAGAAGCCGUGACGUCAGAGCCACGACGGAGUGCGUUUUCGCCCUUGCAUCAGGGUCACUCGCCGCCGGAUGAUUGGGCCAGGUGA